Molecule: messenger RNA, 3235 nt
Organism: Nematolebias whitei (Rio pearlfish)
Lineage: Eukaryota; Metazoa; Chordata; Actinopteri; Cyprinodontiformes; Rivulidae
Gene: ipo13b
Product: importin 13b
Exons: 23
Coding region: 96-2981 (961 amino acids)
Biological process (GO): protein import into nucleus
Cellular component (GO): nuclear membrane; cytoplasm
Molecular function (GO): small GTPase binding
Source: RefSeq, a predicted model, not a curated record
AGCAACAGCUCGUUGACGGAGCCGAGCUGCAGGCAUCUGACUGGAGUCAUCGUCUCAUAUCCUCGCUGAACAGAAAGGGCUCCGCGUGUCUGCAGAUGGAGACGCCGGGGAGAAUAGCAGGCACAUCGGAUGCUCUGGACUUCACGGUGGAAAACGUAGAGAAGGCUCUCCACCAGUUGUACUAUGAUCCCAACAUUGAAAACAAGAAUCUGGCCCAGAAAUGGCUGAUGCAAGCUCAAGUUUCACCUCAAGCCUGGCAAUUCUGCUGGGCCUUACUAAGCCCAGAUAAGGUGCCAGAGAUUCAGUACUUUGGAGCUAGUGCACUUCACACCAAAAUCUCAAGAUACUGGUCAGAUAUUCCCUCAGACCAGUAUGAUUCUCUGAAAAGCCAGUUGUUCUCCCAGAUUGCCCGUUUUUCCUCCAGCUCCAAGAUGGUGCUCACCCGUCUGUGCGUGGCACUGGCCUCUUUGGCUCUCAACACGAUGCCUGAGGCCUGGCCUGGCGCAGUGGCAGAAAUGGUUCGAGUGUUUCAGGAGGAGGGGGGAGGGAUGGAUGGACAGGCACGGUGCCUGGCAUUGUUGGAGCUGCUCACUGUCUUACCCGAGGAGUUUCAAACUAGCCGCCUGCCGCAAUACCGAAAAGGACUGGUCCGAGGAGCCCUGGGCCGAGAGUGGGGAUCUGUCUGUCCUCUAUUGCAACAACUUCUUCGGAGGACAGAUAGUCCAGGGGCAGUGAAAGCUCGUGUGCUGCGCUGCCUUUCAUCCUGGAUGCUGUUGGACGUGCCCCUCAACGAGAGUGAAAGCCUGGUUCAUGACUGCUUCAGUGCCCUCCCUGACCCAGAGCUUUUCGACACAGCAGUAGAGGCAAUAGUCAAUGCUAUUUCGCAGCCGGACUCCCAAAGAUAUGUGAACACUUUGCUGAAACUUGUUCCUCAAGUACUCGCUCUCCAGGAUCAGGUAAGAGAGGCUGUUCAGAAUGGAGACAUGGAGACCUGCCAUGGAAUCUGUCGGAUUGCCGUCACUCUGGGAGAGAACCACUCGAGGACCCUGUUGGAGCAGGUGAACCACUGGCAGAGCUUCCUGGCUUUAGUCAACAUGAUCAUGUUCUGUACGGGCAUUCCUGGCCACUAUCCAGUCAAUGAGACCACCAGCUCCCUCACACUCACUUUUUGGUACACACUACAAGAUGAAAUCAUGUCAUUUGAGUCAGACAAGCAGGCAGUGUACCUUCAGGUCUACAGGCCAGUUUAUUUCCAGUUGGUGGAUGUUCUGCUGCACAAAGCUCAGUUCCCCUCUGACCAGGAGUAUGCGUCCUGGUCCUCAGAUGAAAAGGAGCAAUUCAGGAUUUACAGGGUGGAUAUCUCGGACACACUCAUGUAUGUAUACGAGAUGCUGGGAGCAGAGCUGCUGAGUAACCUGUAUGAUAAACUAGGUCGAGUGUUGACUAAUAUGGAGCAGCCUACCUCAUGGCAGCACACAGAAGCUUUGCUGUAUGGCUUUCAGUCCAUAGCAGAGACGAUAGAUGUGAAUUAUUCUGACGUCAUCCCAGGCUUGAUAGGACUCAUCCCCAGAAUCAGCAUCAACAACGUUCAGUUAGCUGACACUGUGAUGUUCACAAUAGGUGCUCUGGCUGAAUGGUUGGCAGACCACCCAGUGAUGCUCAGCAGUGUCCUGCCUCUGGUGUUACAAGCAUUAGGCAACCCAGACCUUUCUGUUUCUUCUGUCUCAACGCUUAAGAAAAUUUGCAGGGAGUGCAAAUAUGACCUGCCACCGUACGCAACUAACAUUGUAGCAGUGUCUCAGGAGGUGCUCAUAAAACAAAUCCACAAGACAAGUCAGUGCAUGUGGCUGAUGCAGGCUCUGGGAUUCUUGCUCUCUGCUCUCCCUGUGGCAGACAUUUUAAGAAAUCUUCAUUCUCUCAUCACGCCCUACAUUCAGCAACUGGAGAAGCUUGCAGAUGAGACGCCUAAUCCCUCCAAUAAGCUGGCGAUCAUUCACAUCCUGGGGCUGCUUUCUAAUCUGUUCACCACGCUUGACAUUAGCAAGCAAGAUGAUGAGUCAGCUGAUUGUUCUGUGCCACCUGUCAAAACAACCCCACCUCCACUUGGUCCAAAUCCGGUGGUGGUGGUUUUGCAACAAGUUUUUGCCCUUAUUCAGACGGUACUCAGCAAGUGGCUCACUGACUCGCAGGUCGUAGAGGCAGUGUGUGCCAUCUUUGAGAGGUCGGUGAAGACUCUGCUGCAUGACUUUGCUCCCAUGGUUUCUCAGCUCAGUGAAAUGCUUGGACAGAUGUACAGUACAAUUCCCCAGGCCUCAGCACUUGACCUCACACGACAGAUGGUGCAUAUAUUUUCCAGUGAGACAGACUAUUUUCCACCAAUCAAGGCUCUGUUUGAACUGGUUACCUCGGUAACGCUGUCUGUCUUCCAGCAAGGACCCAGGGAUCAUCCUGAUAUUGUUGAUUCAUUUAUGCAACUCCAAGCUCAGGCCCUCAAACGGAAACCUGAUCUGUAUUUGUCUGAGAGUCUUGAUGUGAAAGCAGUGUUCCACUGUGGAAUCCUGUCACUCAAAUUCCCCGAGGCUCCGACAGUCAAAUCUACGUGCUUGUUCUUUACUGAGCUGCUGCCCCACUGCUCAGAUGUGCCUCCGUUAGCCAGGGUGGUGCAAGAAGACGGCAAGUUGCUGGUACGAGCCGUGCUAGAGGGAAUUGGUGGCGAAGCAUCUCGGAGUCUAAUGGACCAGUUUGCAGAAGUGCUGUUCAGUCUGAAUAAGCACUGCUUCUCUCUGCUGACUGUGUGGUUAAAAGAGGCUCUGCAGCCUCCGGGAUUCCCAUCAUCACACGUCUCAACUGAGCAGAAAAACAACUUUUCCCAGCAGAUACUGAGAGAGCGAGUGAACAAGAGGAGGGUGAAAGACGUCGUAAAGGAGUUCACACUGCUGUGCAGAGGUCUCCAUGGUACAGAGUAUGCUGCCGAAUACUGAAACUUGCUUCAUAAACUCCCACCUAUCUGUGACCUUUACUCUCAGAGCAAAAUAACUGGAUGCCACAGCAACAAAGUUCUCUAAAACCCCAAGAAGAUAUCACAAUAUUAACGGAAUGAGACUCCGUCCAGUUUCAGGAUGAAACAAGGAACCACUGCAGCACAGACCUGCCAUCAGAUCAACAAGUCAACUCCCAGCAGGCCAUCCUCUCUGCUCAGUUAUAACUCUUUACUGAUAUUAGACUGAGUAUUUCU